Molecule: messenger RNA, 987 nt
Organism: Miniopterus natalensis
Lineage: Eukaryota; Metazoa; Chordata; Mammalia; Chiroptera; Miniopteridae
Gene: PRSS38
Product: serine protease 38
Biological process (GO): proteolysis
Molecular function (GO): serine-type endopeptidase activity
Source: RefSeq, a predicted model, not a curated record
AUGGUCGCCCCUCUUUUCUGCCCUCGCUCUGGGCCUGGAGCCUCGAGCAAAGCCUGGAGCCUCCUGCUGCUGCUGCUCCUCCUGCCCCCCGCCCGGGAUGCAAUCAUGGCGCACAGGUGCCCCUUCAGGAAGGAGGUGUUGAACCGCAGCGUGGCCUGCGGCCAGCGUCACAUGCCGGGAAAGAUCGCAGGGGGCAUGGACGCCCCUGAGAAGAAGUGGCCAUGGCAGGUCAGCUUGCACUACGCGGGCUUCCACAUCUGCGGUGGGUCCAUCAUCGAUGAGUACUGGGUCCUGUCAGCAGCCCACUGCUUUAGCAAGGACAACCACACUGAGGCAUUUGAUGUGUAUGUGGGCCUUGUGCACCUCAAGAUCGCAGGCAGUCAUACCCAGUGGUUUGAGGUGAAUAAAAUUGUCAUGCAUCACACAUAUGAAGCGUACCACCCUGUUGGAGGUGACAUCGCUCUGGUGCAGCUGAAAUCUCGCAUUGUAUUUUCUGACUCUGUACUCCCCAUCUGCCUUGCAACCCCAGACAUGAACCUUCAGAACCUUACCUGCUGGGCUACAGGCUGGGGACUCAUCUCCCCAAAAGGCUACUCCUCAGACCACCUACAAGAGGUGCAGGUGCCUCUGAUCCCAGUGAUCUUGUGCCAGCUGCUCUAUGGACAUCCAUCAUACAUUCUGCCGGACAUGAUUUGUGCUGGGGACAUCGGGGAUAUGAAGACCGUGUGCGAGGGUGAUUCUGGGGGCCCACUCGUCUGUGAAUUCAACCGUGUCUGGGUGCAAGUUGGAAUAGUGAGCUGGGGCCGAGGUUGCAUGUUCCCUAUGUAUCCUGCAGUUUACACUCGAGUCUCCUAUUUCUCCACAUGGAUCCAACAUCAGAUAACACACACACCCCCACCUUGUCAGCCACUUCCCACCCUCUCCUCCACUCUAGGGGCCUCCGUCAGUGUCCUUAUGACCAUGAUGGCCUUCCUGACAAUGUUGUGA